CUCUGCUUUUCUCUCUUCCUCCUCAAAAACCAAAAGAGAUCACAGACACCCGCACCCCCACGCUUCCUCCUCCUCCCCCGGGACCCACCCCAGCCCCCUACCCCCUUGUAUCAGCUGUGAAAGUCUUAGAGAAGCAAUAAACCAAAAAACGGAGUAAUGGGUGAAUCUGUGCAUCAAAGAUGAAGGUCACUGCUAAUAAUAAAGCUGAGCUUCCAGCAAUUACAUCAUCCAAACUAGUAAACCCUUUACCCGAUUCAGAUCUUUUACAAAACCCCUUUUGCUAUCGGAAACCGCCUCGCCGGAAAAUCAAGAACUCUGGUACCGCUGGAGUGAGGUUACGGAGAGAUAUUACAGGAGCUCCAGGUGGGAAAAGGAGCAGACCCAAUACCCCUUUACUACGUUGGAAGUAUAACGAGGAUGUAAAUGACAAUGCUUGUACUUGGGAGGACAAAUCCACGGUGGAGGUUGGUCGGAAAUCUGGCCAGAAAGUUAGAACUUUGGUUUCUGCUAGGAAGCUUGCUGCCGGACUAUGGAGGCUUCAGUUGCCGGAAAUUCCUAAUAUUCCAGCUCAAAAGUUACCUCAGGCUGGUCAUAUUGAUGUACCAUUUUUCGACCAUCAUCACAUUAAAGAGAAUGAUUCUCACAUUGAUGAUUCAGUGCAGAGUCCUCGAUCUGUUUCCGGUCCAAGAAAUGGUCUUUAUCACAAGCUAGAGCCCUCAUUUCAAUAUCCAAACUCUGCUAUGGAGGGGGCAACAAAGUGGGAUCCAGUUGGCUGGACAAUAGCUGAGGAAAUAAAGGAGAUCUACGGCCAUCAGAAGGUUCCUAAUAAACAGUCGAAGACUACUGCAAUGAUUUCUAUCCUUGAGGCAGAAUUAGAGCAAGCUCGCACCCGAAUUCAUCAACUUGAGAUGGAGCGACGGUCAUCAAAAAAGAAACUCGAACAGUUUUUGAGAAAACUUAGUGAAGAGAAGGCAGCAUGGAGAAGCCGAGAACACGAGAAAAUUCGUGCAAUUAUAGAUGAUAUGAAAGCCGACUUGUCCAGAGAGAAGAAAAACCGACAGAGGCUGGAAGUAGUUAACUCCAAGUUAGUUAUUGAGUUGUCUGAUGCCAAGUUAUCAGCCAAGCGCUAUUUGCAAGAUUACGAAAAAGAAAGAAAGGGUAGAGAGUUGAUAGAGGAAGUGUGUGAAGAAUUAGCCAAGGAAAUUGGAGAAGACAAGGCUGAAGUCGAGGCAUUAAAGAGAGAAUCUCAUUCACUCAGAGAGGAAGUAGAUGAAGAAAGAAAGAUGUUGCAGAUGGCUGAGGUUUGGCGUGAGGAACGGGUUCAGAUGAAGCUAGUUGAUGCUAAGGUGACACUGGAAGAGAAAUAUUCCCAGAUGAAUAGGCUAAUUGCAGAGUUAGAGUCUUUUCUAAGUUCCAGAGGUAUGAACCCCGAUGAGGAAGUGAUCAAAAGAGCUGAGCAACUCCAACAGGAAGCGGCUUCGGUGAAUAUUCAUGAUAUCAGUGAAUUCACUUAUGAACCUCCAAAUCCAGAUGAUAUAUUCUCAGUGUUCGAGGACCUUAAUUUUGUUGAAAAUAAUGAAAGGGAGGUUGAGCCAUGUCCUGCUUACAGUUCUGCUAGCCAUCCUUCCAAAAUUUGCACAUUCAGUCCUGAUGAUGGUGUAUACAAUAAAGACAACUUCCUCAGACAUUCUCUUGCGUAUGUCAAUCAGAGCGAUUUAGAUGAAGAUGGAAGUGAAUGGGAAACAGUGAGCCAUCUCGACGAGCAAGGCUCUAGUUAUUCUGCUGAAGGAAGCGUCUGCUCUGUCAACAAGAACUGCAGGCACAGCAAUGUCUCAAUGGAAAUAGGUGAAGUAUGUUCAGGGCCAGGUCGACAACUUAAGAAGGUGACGUCUAUAUCUAGGCUUUGGAAAUCAAAUGGAGACAACUACAAAAAGAUAUCAGUUGAAGGAAUAAACGGGAGGUUAUCAAAUGGAAGACUAUCGAAUGGUGCCACUCUUUCUCCAGAUUGUAGUUCUAGUAAAGGUGAAUUCAGUCCUUCAGGGAGCUCACUUGACUCGAGCAAUCCACCAAUAACACGAGGGAUGAAAGGGUGCAUUGAAUGGCCGCGUAACUCUCACAAGCACAGUUUAAAAUCAAAACUUUUGGAAGCAAGAAUGGAGAGCCAGAAGGUCCAGUUACGCCACGUCUUGAAACAGAAGAUCUAGAAGACUACUACUACAAGUUUUGAUUUUGCCCGAAUCAUCGGUCUCACUCAGCUGAGAUAUCAAUAAAAACUGAAACAGUAGUCCACAUUUUAUGCUUACUGAAACUUCUUUGUAUCAAUCAGAACUAUAUAGUAAUUUCAUGUAAUUUAGAAGGUGCAUUAUUGGCCACUGAUUAUUUCUUUUUAAGGUAUGAUUUAGUGGCCAAUUAUUACAUCAUUCACAGAAGUUUCAGUACGAGGAGAGAACAACUUUGUAUAAUUGAAUUCCUUUAUUCCUU
This is a messenger RNA of Solanum dulcamara, 2481 nucleotides long. RefSeq lists its product as uncharacterized. Lineage: Eukaryota; Viridiplantae; Streptophyta; Magnoliopsida; Solanales; Solanaceae. Bases 180 to 2204 code for a protein of 674 amino acids. The record is from RefSeq and is a predicted model, not a curated record. The transcript has 3 exons.